UAGUUGACAGUUGCAUUCUAGGUUUGUUCGUUUUUAAGAAGCAAACAGCUGUUCAUGCCAAUUCUCGGCAGGGAGCGAGCAAAACAAAACAUUGGAAAUUGAAUUAUUCUAAAUUCGUAUUAAUGAAAAUGUCUGCCGCGAAAUUCAGUGAUGCAAAUCUUUAUGAACUCCUCGGUAUAGAGCUUGAAGCUGAGCAAGCGGAGAUUCGUAAAGCCUAUCGCAAAAAAGCAUUGGAAUGCCAUCCUGACAAAAAUCCGGACAAUCCCAAGGCGGCAGAGCUCUUCCACGAAUUAUCCAAAGCUUUGGAGAUACUCAGUGAUGCAUCAGCACGUAGCGCUUACGACAAAGUAUUGAAAGCUAAAAAGGCAUCUGAACUACGAAACAAGCAAUUAGAUAGUAAGCGACAAAAAUUUAAAGCGGAUUUGGAACAACGUGAGCGGGAUGCCUUAUACACAUUGUUUAGCAAGCAGCCAUAUCCCACGGCUCCUAAAAGCGACGAGGAAGUAUUGCAGGAUCAAAUUGAACGACUUCGGCGGGAGGGCUCAAAACUCCUGGAGGAAGAACAGCGCUUAAUGAGAGAACAAUUGCUACGUACAGUGGCCGAAACCCAGAAGACGAAAGCGGCAACAUCGUUUGAUUCAUCGGCUCAUCGUAUUAAAAUUAAAUGGAAAGCAGAAAAGAAAGAUCCCAAUAACGGUGGCUACACACAAGAAAAAUUACAAAAUUUCCUGAAAAAGUACGGCGAGCUUGUAGCAUUGGUGAUGUCGAAGAAAACUGGCAGUGCGUUAGUAGAAUUCCAAACCCUUGAUGCUGCAGAGAUGGCACUCGCUUACGAAAAGGGUCUAGUGGAAAAUCCACUACAAUUGGAAUGGGUCACUCCAACAACAACAAAGGCGGCAGAGAAACCCACAAGUUCUUCGCUGGAUUAUGAAGACUUGGUCAUGCGUAAACUGCGGCAAGCUGAAGAGCGCAAAAAGUUAAUAGCACAGAUGCAAGCAGAAGAUGAAGCAGAGGGUUAAACUAAACUCAGUACAUAUAGUAAUUAAAAUAAAACCGUGGUUAAGAUUAA
Messenger RNA from Rhagoletis pomonella (apple maggot), 1069 nucleotides. Its product is annotated as dnaJ homolog subfamily C member 17. Gene Ontology annotation, molecular function: RNA binding. Gene Ontology annotation, cellular component: spliceosomal complex. The record is from RefSeq and is a predicted model, not a curated record. The coding region runs from base 123 to 1019 and encodes 298 amino acids. Gene Ontology annotation, biological process: spliceosomal complex disassembly. NCBI's taxonomy places the organism in Eukaryota, Metazoa, Arthropoda, Insecta, Diptera, Tephritidae. The transcript has a single exon.